This is a messenger RNA of Tripterygium wilfordii, 1606 nucleotides long. Its product is annotated as divinyl chlorophyllide a 8-vinyl-reductase, chloroplastic-like. Gene Ontology annotation, molecular function: oxidoreductase activity. Lineage: Eukaryota; Viridiplantae; Streptophyta; Magnoliopsida; Celastrales; Celastraceae. Bases 199 to 1455 code for a protein of 418 amino acids. The transcript has a single exon. The record is from RefSeq and is a predicted model, not a curated record.
CUCUGAAACACCAUAUCCACCUAUCAUUUUUGGAUUGUACCUUGAUAAGAGCCUCAAACAUGAAGCAAAGCUGACCAUGAAAUCGCACUUCCUAGCAAGGUUUCUUUUCACUUUAUUUCUUCUUUUCUUCUCUGAUUUCCUUCAACAACCACAAUCCCAUUUUGAUUUCUCUUAAAACCCACUUGAAGAAGGAAAAAAAUGUCCCUUUGUUUCUCUUUCAAUGGGUUCACUCUUCAUUCAACGAAGGGCCAACGCUAUAAAGCUCGAAUCUUUUCACAAUGUAUCAAUCAAGGUCAGGUAAUCUCAAUCCCUAAUUCCUUGUCAUUUGAUCGAUUUGAGUUUUCAAAGUCGUUUGAGUUUAGAAGACAUAGAUUUAGUCCCAUUGGAGCUUCAGCAACAACUGUGGAUGAAACGACUUCAUCCUCAUUUAGGAACAAAAACCCAAAAGAUAUCAACAUUGUUGUGGUGGGUUCAACUGGGUAUAUUGGGAAAUUUGUGGUUACAGAGUUGGUGAACAGAGGAUUCAAUACUAUUGCAAUUGCUAGAGAGAGAAGUGGAAUUAGAGGUAGAAGUAGCAAGGAAGAGACAUUGAAUCAAUUGAAAGGGGCUAAUGUUUGCUUCUCUGAUGUUACUGAUUUGGGAAAGUUGGAGGAAUCUCUGGAGAGUUUGGGCGUUCCAAUUGAUGUUGUGGUCUCAUGCCUUGCUAGUCGAAACGGCGGUGUGAAAGAUUCCUGGAAAAUUGAUUAUGAGGCAACUAAGCAUAGUCUUCUUGCAGGUAGAAAGUCCGGGGCAUCGCAUUUUGUGUUGCUUUCUGCAAUAUGUGUGCAGAAACCGCUCCUUGAAUUUCAGCGUGCAAAGCUGAAAUUUGAAGCUGAAUUGAUGGAAGAAGCCAAUAAGGAUAAAGGGUUUACUUAUAGCAUAGUAAGGCCAACAGCAUUCUUCAAAAGUUUAGGGGGUCAGGUUGAGUUGGUGAAAGAUGGGAAGCCUUAUGUAAUGUUUGGAGAUGGGAAGUUGUGUGCUUGCAAGCCUAUUAGUGAGCAGGAUUUGGCAUCGUUUAUUGCUGAUUGUGUGUUGAACAAAGAUAAGAUUAACCGAAUAUUGCCAAUUGGUGGACCUGGGAAGUCAUUGACACCAUUGGAGCAAGGGGAGAUGCUGUUUAGACUUCUGGGGAAGGAGCCCAAGUUCUUGAAAGUGCCAAUUGGGAUAAUGGAUUUUGCCAUUUGGGUUCUUGAUUCCCUUGUUAAGGUCUUUCCGGCAAUGGAAGAUGCAGCCGAGUUUGGGAAAAUCGGAAGGUAUUAUGCGGCUGAAAGUAUGCUGCUCUUGGAUCCUGAGACUGGUGAGUAUAGUGCUGAAAAAACGCCAAGUUAUGGGAAAGAUACACUGGAAGAUUUCUUUGAUGAGGUUCUUAGAGAAGGGAUGGCUGGCCAAGAAUUAGGAGAACAAACAAUCUUCUGAGCAGCCUUGUUCAUCACAAGUCUGUAAAUUCGAGCGAUUAGUUAACCAGUUUUGUAACAAGGCUUGCUUGAAGCUGUGAGGUAUGAACUUUCCGAUUCUUCUUAAGUUCAUGUAGGUCAGCAACAUUUGUGGGCUAAAUACUUCUGUAAAC